Messenger RNA from Cyanidioschyzon merolae strain 10D, 576 nucleotides. RefSeq lists its product as hypothetical. The record is from RefSeq and is a predicted model, not a curated record. NCBI's taxonomy places the organism in Eukaryota, Rhodophyta, Bangiophyceae, Cyanidiales, Cyanidiaceae. Bases 1 to 576 code for a protein of 191 amino acids. The transcript has a single exon.
AUGGAUACCUCGCUCGUUUUCAGUAGCUCAGCUGACGUUUUCGGUGUGGACGUUAGGUACACGUACAAAGUUGAUGACAAAACGAACUUUGUACUGCGUGGACUAGCGAACAAAGAAAAGCCUAAACCUUUCGAUCACCACUCGGGAGAGUAUAUCCGGGGUUGCCUGGUGCAUCACUUCCGCACCGUUCCCGACUGGCCAGUGGAUGUGAAGCUAAUUGCCUGGGCUGCGCAGGGUAAGAACCAAGACCGCUGGGGCGUUAAAGCCGUCGCUAUGAAAACGCUCGCCGUUGAUGAAGAUACAAAAGCAGAAGCGCGUUUGGUGUUUUCAAAUCGCCCCCUAGCGGAGAACCGCAAUAGUCUGCUCUAUGGAACGCUGAAACGUACCUUCCGUAUUGCCGACGAUGAAUGGGUGGGCGGCCUCCAGUGUCGCACGGACGGACGUUGCGUUCUCGGGGUUCGGAACGGAAUGCUGAGCGUCCAAAAAGUGCUUUCCCAGGGUGGACCGACUGGUGAGCCUGGCGAGUGGCGGGCCAAGUACUCUCUCAGUGGUAAUGCACCUAGGCUCUUCUUCUAA